Bipolaris victoriae FI3 is the source of this 7068-nucleotide messenger RNA. RefSeq lists its product as hypothetical. The coding region runs from base 1 to 7068 and encodes 2355 amino acids. Gene Ontology annotation, molecular function: metal ion binding; ATP binding; 1-phosphatidylinositol-3-phosphate 5-kinase activity. Gene Ontology annotation, biological process: phosphatidylinositol phosphate biosynthetic process. Gene Ontology annotation, cellular component: endosome membrane; fungal-type vacuole membrane. The record is from RefSeq and is a predicted model, not a curated record. NCBI's taxonomy places the organism in Eukaryota, Fungi, Ascomycota, Dothideomycetes, Pleosporales, Pleosporaceae. The transcript has a single exon.
AUGUCGGGCGACUCGCGGCGGGGGUCGCUGCAGCCCUCACUGAACCAGCUGCACGCAACAGCGUCCCGCUCCGAUACGCUCACCACCUUCGACGAUUUCACUGUACCCCCCGCCCCCUCUGUUGUUGGCGAGCCCAAGGGAAUCGAUUUGGUCCAGGGUGGCUUCAGUGGCCUGUACAGCCGCUUGCGCGCUUCCGUAGGAGGUGCGAGGGAACAGCCCCAAGAUGGGCACGGCAGCAUGGCUGGCAAGACCGCUACGCCACCAUCCUCAAGGCAUGGAGUCGCCAAUUCCAGCCCUGGUACUACUUCUGUGUCGUCUCCCAUUGUUGCGUCUGGCCCAUCGUCGAGACUACAAUCGCCAGCGACAGCCACCUUUGCCGAAGCUCUUCCUCCCUCGCGCGACUCCAACAUUUCUAGCACAACGAUAACAAGCAAGGCUUCUAUCUCCACAACCCGAUCUCGACCCUCCGUUGCCCCGACUCUCGAUACUGUGUCCGCUUCUCGACAGGAUGACGCCUACGUCCUGAGUCCUGUCAGCACUCACUCCAAAGCACAUGGCACAUCCCACACAGACCUGCCGAGAAGCAACACGCCUCGAGAUCUUGCACACCAAGACAAUGACGACAUAGAUGAUGAGGGUAUGGCGACUACUGGGCUUGAAGGCUCAGUGGGCGAUGGUGCCAGGUUCAAAAAUGGAGCAGAUGCCUCCCGUGAUAGUUUGAGUAGAGUUACUUCUCGAACAGACAGCCAAUAUCAGCCUCCUCGCUCUGCGGCCAGCAAGGCGAGAGAUCAGCUUGAAAAGUCUGCAGAGGCAGCCCAAGCCAACCAUGCUACCGGAAACUCCCAAAGUUCAUUACAUAAACCCGAACCGCAACGUCCGCCCCUGCUUUCGGUCGGUCCCUCACACCUUCCCGGCUACCACCUCUCAAGGGCUUCUUCUUCCGAUGGCUUGAGCUCUGCCGCAACCACCUCAACCAUCCGCAAUCCUACUGUGCCCCCCAUCGAGGAGAUUCAACGCCGAACCCAGGCUGCACCUGCGGGACAAAGCGCAGCACGGAGCACCUUUACACAGAUGCGGAGGAAAAUCUUGGACCGCGAGUUUUGGAUGCGGGAUGAGAACGCAAAAGCCUGUUUCAACUGUGGUGAUGCCUUUACUACCUUUAGACGAAAGCACCACUGUCGGACAUGUGGACAAAUCUUCGAUUCCAAAUGCACUUCGAUCGUAUCUGGUAAGAUCUUUGGUCAGCAGAGCAACCUCAAAGUUUGCAAGCCAUGUGAGAGUAUCAUAUACGGUCACGACGAGGACUCUUCCGAUUUUACAGAUGACGGUGACCAGGCUUCCCUGUACGAUCAUGGUGAUCAGGUUCAUUACUCGGACAAUGAAGAGCCUGAUCACGUUGAGAGUGAUUACACGAAAAUUGGAACACCGACCAUUAGCAUUCCCAUGUCCAGAAAGAUUGGCAGUGAAAAGAAGCGUCGACAGCAUGUUAUAGAAGUUGGUCCUCCAACACUAGCUCGCCCCAGUUCUUCGCGCUCUCUACGGUCUAUGGGAGGCCGGCCACGCUCCUCUAGCCACAAACGGCACCCUUCCAAACAUCAGCACAUGCGAAAUGUCAAGCAUGAUGACCGGGCACCUUUUCAUCAAUAUCACGACAACUCACGCAGUCAACCUAGUCUGUCGGCUUUCCAUCACGAUAAUAUCAUUGAUCCAGAUCUUGCGCCAUUCAUGUCUGAUGAGGGCUCGAGUGAAGAAGAGCACGCCAGCAUUUUUGCAACUCUUAGGGAAGACCCCGCUACUAGUGCAAACCUCGACACCGAAAAGGGUGGGUUGGGUGGCAUCCUAGCUGCGAUGAGGAAGGGAAAAUCCAGAGCUGGUGACAGGAGUGUCAUUGGCACAGGACACGCUCGAGACGCAGACAACGUCAGCAUCACGAGUCGCAAUGGCAACCGGCCAUCUCGGCGGAGAAAUCUCAGCGUGAGCAGUGUGACACAUAGAGCCUCACCAAGACGGUCCAAGAGCAACACUUUGCUGAGACCUUAUACUGGCUAUGGUGCUAGUGGUCCAGGUACACCGCAGCUGCAGCCAUCUCCAUCACCAACACCCUCGGGAUCAAGAAUUACGCGUAGUGCAUCAAUGCAGGGCAUGACACCCAAAGUCGAACUUAACAAAGCUAGUCUUGACCACGCGCGAAAGUUGUUGAUUCAGAUGCUCAACGACUCGGACGUACCACACGCAUCCAGCUGGGAAAAGGCAUUGAUUCCAAUUCUGCGGCAAUGCACGGAUGAUGUCAAUCCUGACGUGGACCGAGGGGACGACAUUGACGUUAGAAAUUACAUCAAACUGAAGAAAAUUCCAGGUGGCAAACCAAAGGACACAGCGUACAUCUCUGGAGUUGUUUUUACCAAGAAUGUCGCCCUACGAAGCAUGCCACGGAGCAUACCUAACCCACGGAUUGCGAUCAUAACCUUCGCAAUCGAAUAUGCACGGCAUCAAGCACAUUUCAUGAGCCUGGAGCCCGUCAUCGCACAGGAGCGUGAAUACCUUCGUAAUCUGGUCAGUCGCAUAGUGGCUCUCGAGCCCCAUGUCUUGUUGGUGCAGCGCAAUGUGUCAGGCCUCGCCCUUGAAUUCUUGGAACAAGAGGGAAUAGCCGUGGUUCACAAUGUCAAACCCACAGUGCUCAACGCUGUUGCUCGCUGCACGAAUUCGAGGAUGAUUUCAUCCGUCGACAAGCUCGCAAUAGACCCAUCCCAUUUAGGAUCUUGCAGCAGCUUCGAUGUAAAGACAUAUGUGCACCGCAAUGUGAAGAAAACAUACAUAUUUCUUUCUGGAUGUCAAAAGGAACUCGGAUGCACAAUCGUGCUGAGGGGGGCUAAGAGUGAGGAACUUUCGAGGUUGAAACGCAUCACUGAGUUCAUGACUUAUGUUGUCUACAACCUUCGUCUAGAGACUUGUUUGAUGCGAGACGAGUUCAUAGAUACACCUACAACUUCUAUGACUGGUACUCUUGCAUCUUCCACUGAGCAAGACGACCGGCAAGCACAGAACGUUGGAGUUGAUUCUGCCACUCAACGGGCGGGCGAUCAAGAUCAGUCCAAUGAUGCCGCUCCCUCCUACUACAGCGAUAUGGUUGAAAAUCACCGGACAAAGAUUUUAUCCUCUUCGCCUUUUGUCAAGUUCAUGCAACCCUAUCUGCUUGAACAGGCUCGCCAGUACGAAGCGAAAUUAGGGCAUCUCAAGAAGCUCAAAAAUCAGUACACUGCUGAUGGCCCCGAGGAUGACGAAAAGGCUGGGGAAGUUGGCCAAAAAUUCGAGCUCGUGCAACCUGAGAUGGUUCACACGGUUGUUGAAAAGGCGUCCAAGCAAGUUCGAGAGUUUUUAUCUGCUGUGCAUGAAUCCGAGUACGACAGAGCUAUGCAGCAGUAUAUGACACAAAGACGUCAGUGGGAGCAAUAUCUUUCUGGAAAUACCGAUCUUUACGACCCAUUCAAUCACCAAAAAAUUGCCGUCCUGUACAGCGUGGUCAACACGAUAACUUCUACUCCCUGUAUUGGACCUGAGAUCAUCGCCCUCGGCUUCUAUCAAGAACAUGAUUACGACGAUGGCUUCACACCAGACUGUACGCUUGGACAGUAUGUGGAGGACCUCUGCACUUCAGCCGGUGUCGCUUGCGAAGUAGGCAAUUGCGAUCGAAGGAUGCUCGACCAUUCUCGUCAAUAUGUACACGGCGAGGGCCAAAUGACUGUGGUUGUCCAGAAGUAUCCUCCAAAACUGAAGGGCAUGUAUCAGACCAUCCUAAUGUGGAGCUGCUGUAGGAUAUGUGGUCAGGAAACCCAGGCUUUCCCCAUGUCCGAAUGGAGCUGGAGAUAUUCUUUUGCAAAGUACCUCGAACUGACCUUUUGGAGCACGCCACUGCAUCCCCGGGCAGGUAUAUGCCCACACGAUAUUCACAAGGACCAUGUCCGCUACUUUGGGUAUAAUCACGUUGCUCUUCGAAUCCAAUACGACCCUGUGCCAAUGUACGAAGUCAUUGCGCCGAAGCCCAAUGUCACCUGGAAGGUUGAUAGCGACCUGAAAUUGAAGAAUAGUCAAUAUCUCAUGAUUGAGGAGAAGCUGGACUGCUUCAUGGCGUCACUCCGUGCUCGCAUCCAAGGCAUACACGUUGAAGACGUAAUCCCAGAAAAGGUUGAUUUGUGUCGGAAAGAGGUCGACUUGCUUCUCAAGCGCGCAAACGAAGAGCAUGAAUGGUUGAAAGCGAAGCUUCAAGACAAGUACAUGAGCUCAAAGUAUUACGAGAUCAUUCCUAUGAACCGCGCCAUUCGUGCUAUCCAAGAGAAAGCCAUUGCUUGGGAUGUGACCUUUACGGAGUUUGAGCAGCAAUUCUUUCCGACUGAGCGGGAUAUCCGAAGAUAUGCGAACAUGCAAUUGAAGCGGUUUCUGGAGCGCGAUGAGUCGACAAGCUCAUUGGCAUCGGUUGAAGAAGGCACCGAGUCCGGCGCAGACGAUUCGUACAUGGAUGAGAAAGAAGAACCCAUAGCUUUAUCCCCUAGGCCAUCCAACAUGUCCCCAGAAAUGGCCCGUGAUAUGCUGAGUUCUGUUGUUAAAGAAGAGGGCUCGACUUCCGAUCCACCCGCUGACGAGACACCUUCGACGCCAGAGAGCAAGACCCCCACAUCUCCAAAAGCGGCCGCUGACUUGGGAAUUCAGACGCCACGUGAGGCGAUAGAACGGGAGGAUGUACGCCACCUCGAUUUGGCUAUCUCAUCCAAUUUCCCGGACAGCCGUCCCAUUGCCAGUGAAGAGCUCAACAAUAGUCCUAUCGUUGCUUCUGACCCUAGCAGAUACGAUGAAGGAUCUCCUACGCCUACAAGUCCACCCAAAGUGAACCCUCUCGACAAGCAGCUUGCAGAAGCAAUUGAAAAUAUGCCCAGUAGCCCAACGACCCUGCAGUGUGCUCCUAGUCCGGCUACAGAAAGUAAGAUUCCUCGUCCGGUUGAAUUGGCUAAGCGCGAAACUGCUGCAAGGCCAGCGUCGCUUGUCAGAACACAGUCUCAGCCGGGCAACAUUGCAAAGCACAUAGGUCCUUUCCCUGGAUCGUCGGCCUUCAACAACGGGCCUACUACGCCAAAAGCUAUUGCCAAUGACAGCUCCAAGGCAUUCGAACGCAUGACUGAGCGACUAGGAAUGGGAGCUCCUAAACAGACCAAGUCUUCCUCUCGUAUUCCAAGAUCUAUCCCUUACAAGAGUCAAACCAAGGUUUCAAAGAUUGCACAACACUUUGAACAGCUGUCAAGAGAGUUCCAGAACCAACGCAUGCGUGAACGACGCAAUGAUCGUGCCCGGCAAGUGCGCGCUUUCCCGCUAGCCUCCUCAAAGCCAGUUGUCGAGGUAUACAAGAAUGUGCAUGACGCUGUGCAGGAAAGUGAGGAUUCCGACGAAGAGACACCUGCGCAAUCUCCUUCUAGGGGCAGUCUUGACAAUAGUACUCUCGAUACCAGCACCUUUACGGAGAAUGCAGACGACACAACCACGGCUUCACAGUCACCUAUCGGAGAGCGUCAUAGCAAAGAUGGGCUGCUAGUACCUCCACCAAGAGACGACGAGUCGCCCAAAUCUCGCAUUCACUUUCCUCCAGACAUUGACAACGAUGUCAGUGAUACAGAGACUACACCAGAGGAUAUUCCAUUACCCGACAGUCUUGCUAGUUCUCAGCUCUUGAAUCUUAGCGACUCUCAGUUGGAAAAUUCGCUAGAACUACCCAAGCACGAGAAGAACACUUUGCUCAAGAUUCUGACAAGCUUUUGGUCCGAGCGAUCGGCUAGUGGUUGGACACCGCUUGAAUACCCGUUUUCACAGAUCGAACACGUCUGGGAGAACUCUGACAUCAUUAUUCGGGAAGACGAGCCUAGCUCCAUCAUCGCCUUAGCUUUGUCAUGCCCCGAUUAUGUGGCUAAACGACAGUCCUUCCGCGAUUUGAGCACAGGUCCUGAUGGCCAUGUUGAGACAUUUGAGGAGUCUGUUGAACGUAACCUACUCCAUGAGGAAAAUCACAAUAUUCGCUAUAGCUUCACGAACCGUGGAGUGAAGGCACACUGCAAAAUCUUCUACGCGCAGUCAUUCGAUGCUCUUCGCCGUAAAUGCGGUGUUGCCGAGCGUUUCGUUGAGUCUCUUUCUCGAUGCUCCAAGUGGGAUUCCAAGGGUGGGAAGUCGAAAUCUAUCUUCUUGAAAACCCUUGACGAUCGGUUUGUUUUGAAAUCUCUCUCCCCAGUAGAGGUGCAAGCUUUCUUCAAGUUCGGGCCUAACUACUUUGCCUUUACGCACCAGAAUCUAUUCAAGUCUCUGCCUAGUGUCAUUGCGAAGAUGUUUGGCCUUUUCCAAGUCCAAAUCAAGACGCCUACUGGCCGAGACUUUGAUUGGUACAUGCUCGUCAUGGAGAAUCUCUUUUACGAUCGCGAACCCAACCGGCGCUACGACCUUAAAGGCAGUAUGCGCAACCGAAAAAUACAGGCCACUGGCGAGCGCGAUGAAGUUCUUCUUGAUGAGAAUCUCGUAGACAUUAUCUACUCAGAAACCCCCAUCUUCGUCCGUGAGCACACCAAGAAACUGCUCAAAGCCAGCGUCUUCAACGAUACCCUGUUCCUCUCACAGAACAACGUUAUGGACUACUCACUCAUGGCCGGCUUCGACGACACAAACCGCGAAAUCAUUGUAGGUAUCAUCGAUUGCAUCCGCACGUACACAUGGGACAAGAAAUUGGAGAGUUGGAUCAAGGACCGUGGCAAGAACAAACCUACAAUCACAUCGCCCCGCGAUUACCGCAACAGGUUCAGGAUCGCCAUGGAAAAGUACAUUCUCCAGGCGCCAAAUUGCUGGCACCAGUUCAGCGGCAGGCUUGUGGGUCAGAGCAUGGAUGGACGCAGGACGAUAGGUGAUGGCGGGGCUGCUGCGCCGAUGGAGCCAGGGCACCGGAGGGUAUUUAGUAAUGCAAGCACAACAGGGUCGGCGAGUGGAAGGGACAUGGGCGCAACAUUGGCGUGGGGGUCGAGUCCGAGAGACUCUAGAAGAGUCUGA